Austrofundulus limnaeus is the source of this 767-nucleotide messenger RNA. RefSeq names its product sodium channel protein type 8 subunit alpha. NCBI's taxonomy places the organism in Eukaryota, Metazoa, Chordata, Actinopteri, Cyprinodontiformes, Rivulidae. The transcript has 3 exons. The coding region runs from base 462 to 767 and encodes 101 amino acids. The record is from RefSeq and is a predicted model, not a curated record.
CCGGAGGGGAGCGCACAGCCGCGCUGCGUUGGAUGCCUCCCCAAGGACGCAGACGCACUCCCCCUUCUUUCACGCUGCUCAACUGGGAAGUGGAAUUAUAAAAAAGGGGGAUUUUUUUUGUGCUUAGGAGGCUGUUUAACCUGCCGAGGCUGUUACUUUUCUGCAUCACACUUAUUACUAUUAUUUAUUCGGAUUUUUGGCUCACGUUGGAAUAAUCGUUUGGAGCUGCUGCGCGCGUUCGUUACGCGGCGCCACAGCCUGCAUGGGAUGGGAGUCUCUGUUGGCUGAACCGUGUAAGAGCGACCCGUGUAAUAACCCAUUCAGCAGGCCUAUUUCACAAAACAUAUCUGUUACUCUGCAGGAUUAUUUAAUGGAUCAAGCUGAGCCGAAACUUUCAUAAAGCAGAGCUGCAUGUCGGGGAUGGAAAACAAAUAAAAAGGAAAUAGCUGCAGGAUGAAAACAUGGCCGCACCCCUUCUUGCACCCCCAGGACCUGACAGCUUCAAGUACUUCACCCGGGAGUCCCUCGCUAACAUUGAGAAGCGCAUCAACGAUGAGAAGAACAAGAAGCCGCCCAAGCCCAGGUCGGACAGCAGUCACCGCGACUCGUCCGACGACAACGAGCCGAAGCCCAACAGUGACCUGGAGGCCGGGAAGAGCCUGCCCUUCAUCUACGGCGACAUUCCUGAUGGAAUGGUGGCAACGCCGCUGGAGGAUUUGGAUCCAUACUAUGUGAACCAGAAAGUUUGCUGUUUGAUUCACUCUUAG